GGGUAGAAGAAGUGGUACAGUCCCGUUAGUUCUCUCAGCCGCGCCAGUCUGCGGAUAUUAACGACAAUGAACACGCAUAAACUGCACCUUCCUCUAAAACGAACUCUAAAAUGAACUUUUACCCGUUGGUUAUUUUACUAGGAGCUUCGGUCUUUGUGUGUGAUGGCGUACAUGUCACAGUGCGGGAGAAGCAGCGUUUUGCGAUGCUCUUCCAGUCUGUGGUCCUCCCGUGUCAUUACCACACGCCGUCCGUUCAGACUCCUGUGGUGCAGUGGUGGUACAAGUCCUACUGCCGAGACCGUACACGGGACUCCUUCACCUUGUCUGAGUCUCUGGGUGUCCACGCGUCCGAGCUUGGAGCUUCAUCGCAGCUGGAGUGCGCUGACAGCAGACGCACAGUCCGUGUUGUGGCCUCGGCGCAGGGACCCUCCAUCACACUGGCUGAACACUACAAAGGCAGAGACAUCACCAUCAUAAACAAAGCAGACUUGAGGAUCGGGGAGCUGCGGUGGGGCGACAGCGGAGUUUACUUCUGUAAAGUUGUCAUUGCUGAUGAUGUGCAGGGGCAGAACGAGGACCACCUGGAAUUACUUGUGCUCGGCAGGACAGCUCAGCAGGACGAUCUCCUACCUGAGUUUGAUCUGGAAAUUAUGCCAGAAUGGGCGUUUGUUGGGUCUGUAGUCCUGGGCAGCAUCUUGUUCCUGCUGCUCCUGGGCAUCUGUUGGUGCCAGUGCUGCCCACACUCCUGCUGCUGCUACGUCCGCUGCUGCUGUUGUCCUGACACUUGCUGCUGCCCUCGACACUUGUAUGAAGCGGGGAAGAUGGCAAAGACUCGACAGCCUACGCAGGUUCCUGUGUAUCCUUACUACAUUCCUGCGGUCCCCGGCAUGGUUCCUCUUGCUCCUUCUUCCCAUGUGGAGCCAAAGGUUUCUUCUAUGCCCUCAGUGGAGAAUAACGUGACUGGAGUGCGCAGUGGUUAUCGGCUGAAACCCAGACAGAACCAGGACUCAAUGACAGUUCUGUACUACAUAGAGAAGGAGCUGGCUCAGUUUCCCUCUACCAAGAUGGCUGCACUCCAAUCUAGUAGCCUUUCAGAGCUGAGUUCGCUUCAUGAUGGAGGGAAUACAAACUUUCAUCACACCUAUCAGACGGUCCAGAUGAAGGCAUUGCCUCCAAUUGAAGAUCUUGACAACCCGUCUCUACUGAGAGUUCCUCCGCCAACCCAUAGUCGCAGGCACAAACGGGACAGAGACCAACACUCCGAUGAUGAACAAGACAGCAGGUGGAACCCUCGUUCUGAGAACCUGCAGAGAAAAACACUGGACAGGAGAGGGCAUUUUGGCUCCCUGGACGAACUGGAGGAAUUUGCGCGUUCAUAUGGCUCCCGAGCUCGUCGGGCUGAGCCUCGAGACCGACGCGGUUAUUGGGAUUAUCCAAACAACAGUCCUCCCAGGCGCUUCUGCAGAGAGGAGGCUGAUGGUUGGGGUCGUCGCAGCACUUCUCCUUUAUCUCACAAGAGGAGGGACACAUGGGACAGUGAGUGCCCUGCUAGGCCAUCCCAAAAUCAGGCUCAGGCCAGCAGAGACUAUGAUGACACCUUCCUUAACAAUGUGCUGGAGAGCAAGGCGAGGGGGUGGAAAGGGGACAGAGUUGCUGGGAGGGUGGAUGAGGACAGUGAUACACCUUCCAAGGGCAGCUCCAGAGGAAAGGGUAGCAACAGCUACUACAGUCGCUCGCCAAGCAACCGUCCAGAAGACGAGGACCCAUUGCCUCCGUACUCUGAGGUGGAGCGUUCCCGAAGGGCUGGUCACAACACAGAACGCUAUCGAACAGUAGAGCCUCCCAGUACAGAACGUUAUGGACCAACUGACCCAGCCAUGAGACCUUUUUCUUACACCCGCCCCCAUCCAGGAAAGUCCCAAACCGUACAAGGAUCCAGACAGGAGAGAGAGAGGUGCCCAAAUCUGAGCAUUUCACUGAGCCGAGAUUCUCUGGUAGUGUGACUGACGAGCGUUCCACAGCCUCGGCCCACACAGCACACUGACAGUCCACUCACUUACACCGUCCUGUCACUACACAGGAGUGGCUAAACGCUGCACGUGAAGUCUCACCUCACUGAAAUAACAGGACCGAUAACUCCUGCAGAUGUGUGCACAUUUUUCCUCAUGUGCAUGUGCAUACCUGUGUACUUAUAACUGUGUAGUCUAUAGAUGGAUGUAUGUGGUGUGUGUGCUCAUGUAUUUGUAAAAACUGAUGUGCUAAAUGAUUGUAAAACAAGUGCCAAGUGUCAUUUUCUGUUGCCACACCCAGAAUGAUUGAUGCCAUGUGUUGUAUGACACAAAACAGGAAGCCACAUUUUUCAGAAUUUUUAAAAAGAUUUCAUACUUCUGGCUGUGUAUACUGCACCUCAGGUUUACUUUGUGUGUUUAUAGAGAAAUAUAAUGUAUCUUGAAUUUAUUCUGCAUAUUUAAAUUGCACUGCUUACAUAUCCAAACCUGCAGAAUACACAAACUGGCCUUUGAGGACUUGCCUUUAUUUACCUUUUAAUUGUGUUGACCUGAAUUAUUUUGAUAUAAAAUGUCUCUUAUAGAA
Molecule: messenger RNA, 2592 nt
Organism: Thalassophryne amazonica
Lineage: Eukaryota; Metazoa; Chordata; Actinopteri; Batrachoidiformes; Batrachoididae
Product: immunoglobulin-like domain-containing receptor 2
Exons: 10
Coding region: 111-2003 (630 amino acids)
Biological process (GO): pancreas development
Cellular component (GO): membrane
Source: RefSeq, a predicted model, not a curated record